AGGCGGUCACACUUCCAAGCGACGAGCGAGAUCCGAGUGCUGCAGAUCAGUCGGCAUCGGACGGCGGAGCUAUGGCCAAGGAACGGAUCAGCUCGGAGGAGCUGGCUCAGCGCAAGGAAGAGUAUUAUGAACUGCUGGCCACAAGCGACAGCUCACUCCAAGAUGUGCUGAAUCAGAGGGGCGGACUGGUACUCGCUCGUGUCGGACGCUACCAGCCCUGGCCAGCCAGGUUUAGCGAACCCGGGGAGUUUGCCAAAAUGGCAAGAUAUCGAGCCAAGAAAGGCCAAGCAUGUGUCUACUUUUUUGGUAGCAGGAACUACGGAUGGGUCUCGAAAUCGUCCAUUCAGCCUUUUCCAGAAGACCUGACGACACUUACAGCGUCGAAUAAAUACAACCAGCAGCACAUCCAAGAAGCGCUGGACGAAGCCAAGCUCGUAAUGGACGUGACGGACGAGACGGGCAAGCGCUUCUUCGACCGCAUUAUGGAGCGCAGGGAGGAGGCAGUAGAUCUGCCCUGUGAACGCUGCAACCGCGUGGACGACCACUACUCGCUUCUGAUCUUAUGUGACGGCAAAAACUGCAAGCGGGAGUAUCACAUGAACUGUUUGAGCCCUCCGUUGGUGUCGGUCCCACCCGGAGAAUGGUUUUGCCCAGACUGCCAGAAGGAACGUGAAAAAGAGCGCGAAAAGGAGCUGCAAAAACGUGCAAAGGCGGAAGCGAUGGACAGUCAAGACUCUAGUGUUACAGCUGUGAAUGGACUCGAUGGCACGUUGCCGUUAGCGAAGACUCCGUCCACAAAGAAGACGAAGAAGCACAAACACAACGCCAGAGAUGGGAUCGUGAAGCGUCGACUGUCUUCUGUUUCUCCAGAUAGAUCUGCUGGAGCAGUCAAAAAGCCUCGAGGUCAUCGAUCGUCGUCAAGAGAAGUCUCACCCCCGCCUGGAAAAGAGCCACCCAUGCCCAAAAAGCUGGACGGAAGGAAGAAAAAGCCUUCUCAGCUCUCGAUGCCAAGUAGCAGAGCACAGCUCCUGUCCGAUCCGGAUACCGGUACAGCCGACGACGAGCAGAGAUCGGAGGAGAAGUGUUUGCUGUGUGGCUUUGGAGGGGAGCUGAUUGUGUGUGAAUUCGCUGGGUGCACGAAGGUCUACCACCAGUUCUGUCUGGGUGCCUAUCCGUUCCCAAAGGAUGAAGAUGCCACGUGGUAUUGCCCUCGACACGUAUGUGCGCUGACAGGAGAGAAAGAGACGGGUGAAGAUGGUGAAAAAUCGACGACAACGCUGAAACAAGCGUCUCCGCGGAAGCCCAACGUCAAAAACUUGCUGUGGAAGUGCAAUCAGUGCCCACUUGCCAUCUCAGAUGCAGCGCUGCCGCAGCUACCACAAGGGCAGCUUCUAUCCAAGAAGUCACGGACAUUUCUGUGCUCCAAUUGCUACCUCAACGCGCCGUCUAAAGUCCAACUUUCCAAACGACUGGAAAAGAUCUGGUCGACGCUAGCCACAAACCGACAAGGAAUGCCGUUUUGUGGUCCGCUGUUGUGUGGCGUUGAGCCGAUUGACGGCCUGUCGGAGGGAUGUCGGACACAGUUGGAUCUAUUCAAGGUGCUUGCGCGAAUUCGUCGCUUGGAAUAUGAGGAAUCUGCAGCCUUUUCAAGAGAUAUCGACGAGAUUGUGGCUAAUGCUAUCGAUCUCAUCGCUAACCGCUCGUUCCCACUGAUGGAAGCGGCCAAAACGCUGAAGAUAAUUCGCAACGAGCAGUUUGCGAUCCAUCAGCAGAAGCUGAACUUCUUGAACAGUAAAAUUCGCCGUGUACAGGCUGAUCGCGAGAGUGGGCAGGACAACGAAGACGAACUGGCCACGAAGCGGUGGCCGCUUCGCUGGCGACAGGAGUGUGGUCCUUUCGAAGAUAAAUACUAUCCCCGUUUGGAAUCAAAGUCACUAGAUGAGUGGACAGCGCUGGUGUCUGCGGCACCUUUAUAUGCCAGCGCCGAUGAGUUUGACGGCCGUAGUGUCGGCGGAGCUUAUAUGAGUGACGAGCUGAGCGCAAAUGAAGAUCUACCACAGCGACAAUUCGAGGCGACGCGCAGCAGAAGCCCGUCAUUAGGCUCCGCGAAUGAGUUGUCCGACGCUCCAGCUGCAGCACGGACGGAGUUGGGCCUUACGUUAUCGGAAGGAACGGAUGUGAUCAUGGCUCUGGAUGGUCUGUCUAAGCCAGGCGCUGGCAUCCAGAAACGGAGAUUCGGAGGCGAGCAAACGAAAGAGCUGGACAGUAUGGAUGCUCGAGAGUUCUUCCUUUCUCCAUCUACCAGCGAGAUGCAGCACAUGUUCGACCAGCAGUCCACUCUUCUGCGUAGCGCGCUAGAAGCGCACUCUACCUUGCAGCGAUCGUGGCUCAUCAGUCAACAGGACAUGCUCGGUCUAGGUGGAAGUGGUGGGUUUUCUGUGGGUGAAGGUCGACUUGCCGCUGAACUUCGACUGGCUAACAAGAAUUUGAGACAGCGACUGCGAAACAAGGACAAACUAGUUGAUCAACUAACAUCGGAUCACAUAGCGCUGCGAGCUGAGGUCAUCAAUCUACAGAGAGAACUCUCGCAAAGCAAGGUGAGACGCACUAAUCAUGUCGCUGCUACGCCAGAUCAAAGCACGGGCGAAGAGCAUAUAUUCUAG
Molecule: messenger RNA, 2663 nt
Organism: Phytophthora infestans T30-4
Lineage: Eukaryota; Oomycota; Peronosporomycetes; Peronosporales; Peronosporaceae
Exons: 10
Coding region: 72-2663 (863 amino acids)
Source: RefSeq, a predicted model, not a curated record